Messenger RNA from Kockovaella imperatae, 2011 nucleotides. RefSeq lists its product as hypothetical. The record is from RefSeq and is a predicted model, not a curated record. Lineage: Eukaryota; Fungi; Basidiomycota; Tremellomycetes; Tremellales; Cuniculitremaceae. The coding region runs from base 77 to 1924 and encodes 615 amino acids. The transcript is spliced from 12 exons. Gene Ontology annotation, cellular component: fungal-type vacuole lumen. Gene Ontology annotation, molecular function: metallocarboxypeptidase activity.
CGCAUGUUCCCCUCUAAGGGGCAUAAGGUCCUUAUCAUCAAUCAAUCGCAGUACAUCGCUGAGUCUCACAUCGAAAAUGGGAUCCUCUGCAGAGUACUCUUCGCUGCCCACGGCGUCUACUCAGCCUCAGAAGAAGGACAAGCAAUGGUAUCGACCACUGCUGGCCAUCACUGCCAUCUUCCUACUUGCCCGAUUCGGUUCGAUCCCCCAAAUCAUCUCCGAGUCGACCGAAAUCUUUGGACAUGGGCACAAACAUCACAAGGAUGCAGGUUCCUCUGGAUGUCAACAGGCAGAGCCUAUCUUGCCCAAGAGCCUUGACGUCUCCUCUCUUGUCGAAGGGCAGGAUGACCGAAUCAUUGAAUGGCUCGGAGGCUCGGUACGUAUCCCGACUGAGAUCUUCGAUGUCAUGGGAGAGGUCGGUGAGGACCCCCGAUGGGAUAUCUUCUACAAACAUGCAGAAUAUCUUGAGAAGGCAUACCCCUUAAUCCACCAGCACCUCAAGAGAACUCGAGUCAUGACCCAUGCCCUGAUCUACGAAUGGAUUGGCUCAGAUCCAGACCUAAAGCCAUUGCUUUUGACCGGACAUCAAGAUGUCGUCCCUGUCCUGAAUGCAACUCGAGGUCUGUGGAGUCACGAUCCCUUCGGCGGCGAGUACGAUGCCAAGAAUGGAAGGAUCUGGGGACGUGGUAGUGCCGAUGACAAGUCAGGAGUCAUCGGAAUGAUGUCCGCCAUCGAAUUGCUCCUUGAAUCUGGCAAAUUUACCCCUUCGCGAACUGUCGUUCUGGCGCUGGGCAUCGAUGAGGAGACUGGUGGAAAGGUGGGAGCUUACAACCUUGGGCUUUGGAUCGAAGCCAAAUACGGCAAAGACUCCAUGGCUAUGCUGGUCGACGAAGGCAACGGACUUCACGAGAUGUGGGGACAGCUUUAUGCCGCUCCUGCGGUCGCUGAGAAGGGCUAUCUCGAUGUGGAAAUUACCGUCCAAACAAAGGGAGGACACAGCUCAGUCCCUCCCGAGCACUCUGGUAUUGGCUACACCGCCGAGCUGGUCCGUGCUCUCGAGCGGAACCCUCACAAACCAAAACUCCUCGAGUCUAGUCCCCUUGUCUCUGGAAUGGUCUGCUACGCCAACACUGCGCCUGAGAUGCCUACAAAGCUUAAAAAGUCAGUGCGCAAGCUCGAGAAGUCGAUGAGCAAAAAGGGUGCCAAGGCGGACACCAAGGCUCUUAAGGAUGUCGAGGAAUGGUUCGUUAGUGGAAGCCUUGAAGACCACUCGCUUCCCAGAGGCCUUGGCAAGGCGAUGGUCAGUACUACCCAGGCUAUCGAUAUCAUCAACGGUGGACUCAAGAUCAAUGCUCUGCCCGAGGUCGUCACUACAGUUGUCAACCACCGAAUCAACAUCGCCUCCAGUGUUGAAGAAUUGCAGCAACACCUCAUCAAGACCUUGUCACCCGUCGCUGAGGAAUAUAAUCUGGCUCUCGAAGCUUUCGGCAAGGAUAUUGAGCUGAAAGGAUGCCCAUACAUGAUGGCGAACCCAAGCGGAAAGGUCAUCCUGGCAGAAGCUUUCAACUCUUCGCUCAACCCCGCUCCUAUUAGUCCUUUCACGACUGAGGAUGCUGCUUGGCGUUUGCUGGCCGGCACUAGUCGAGGGAUCUACUCCAGUCGACCUGGGGCAAAUUUGAACGAAGUCGAAGCUGCCAAGGAGCUCUACUUCUCCCCUUCCAUGUCUACAGGAAACACUGAUACCAAGCGAUACUGGAAUCUCACUCGAAACAUUUACAGGUUUGCUUACAGCCCUCCUGAUGAUCCAUCGUUCCCCACCAAUGCUCACACCGUCGACGAAUCAGUGUCUGCUAAAAGCUUCGUAGAAGAAGUGCGAUGGUUCGCGGCCUUGAUUGUCAACGUUGAUGAGAGCAGGGAAGUCUGAGGCAUUUGAAACAGUGCAGUCGAUUUGUUCGUAGUCAGUACUGUCUAUUAUACGCAGCGUUCAGAAUGAAAGGACAGUGGCAUGGAA